GAACAAAAGUUGCGCGGAACUGUUUCUAUGGUUCCUGGCGAGCAUUUUGUUGUCGGACUGCGAGGCACGGGGGACCUAUUUGGGCAACGGACCUAUUCAGACUCGCGUUUUUUCUAGUGCUUUGUGGAGAGGAGGUUGCUGGGGAACCAUGAGCGCCGCUUUGGGCAAAGUACUGUGUUUGGGAAAGGAAUCGGCUUUAAAGGAGACAUCUGUGCUUAUUAGACUUGCCUUCAAUGCAUCUAGAAGGAGCGCCAUUUGUUCUGUAGGAUGUACACUGGUGUGCGGACACAGGCACUACAGGUCCCAGCCGACCCACGGCAUCGGACGAUAUAGGCAUCUGCUCCCGCCAGAGAGUCUCAAGAAAAAGAAGGAGCGGCUGCAAAUGAAGGAGAUUGACCCCGGGACGGAACAUGAAUAUGGGGCCCUGAACAUCGUGAUGACUGGCUACGACAUGACCCUGGUGGAGCACUACGCUCAGUACGUCCACAAGCUCUGCAACCGGCUGUCCGUCAAAGUAGAGGAGAGCUACGCCAUGCCCACCAAGACCACUGAAGUGAUGCUGGUGCAAGAGCAAGGGUCCAAGAUGAAGGUGGACGCCGUCCUCACAACCCACCAGCGCGUGGUUCAGAUCCAAGGCUUGAAGGCCACCUUUGCUCCUGUCCUCCUAGAAAUCGUUCAGAGCAAUCAGCCCGAAGGAGUCCAUCUGUUAGUGAAAGAGCACACAGAGGAAGACUUCAGGAGCCGACUCAAAGCCCGGCCGGAGCUGGAAGAGCUGCUUGCCCAAAUGAACUGAGCUGUGCUGCACUAAAUGUCAGCUGAGCGGCAGCAUUCAGCUUCCUGACAAGAUCGCCUUGCAUUUUUCCUUUCCCUCUAAUUUUUAUUCAGAAAUAAAAAAGCCAAUGUAAAAAGGUGAA
Anolis carolinensis (green anole) is the source of this 914-nucleotide messenger RNA. RefSeq names its product mitochondrial ribosomal protein L48 (gene mrpl48). NCBI's taxonomy places the organism in Eukaryota, Metazoa, Chordata, Lepidosauria, Squamata, Anolidae. The record is from RefSeq and is a predicted model, not a curated record. Gene Ontology annotation, cellular component: mitochondrial ribosome. The coding region runs from base 149 to 793 and encodes 214 amino acids. The transcript is spliced from 8 exons.